GUUCUAGCAGGCCCAGUUCAGUUAAGUAGGUGCAGCACACGCCGACGCGGGAGUGGAAGUCGGUUACAAUACAACUCCGGAAUCGACAACAACAGAGGGAGCGUCUCAUGGAGUUGCACAUCCAACCGCCGGGCCCUCCAUCGUGAUCCCAAUGAUGCUCCCACGAAAGCGUGCGAGACCAAACCCCUCCGACGGGGGAGGUAAUGACGCACACAAACCUGCGACCCGGCCGUCACGAGCUGCCGCCCGUGUUGCAUCACUAGAACCGUCCGAAGCUGCGCCCGCCCAGGCAGCACCACCCAGGAGCCGACGUGAUCCCGAUGCAACCACGACUGCCGACUCCGUCGAUACAAAGCAGGUUCGCAAGUCUCCGAGCUGGUAUGGCUCUUGGCCACGAGCGCCCACGCCCAAAUCAUCUGCCUCUACCCAAGUCUCACAUCAGACGAUAAUGGGUGGCACUCUACGACCCGGAGCCGCCGCAGACCUUAGUCGUUACGAGUCCAAGAGGAGCGACAGCCCUGCCGGGGCCGAUGCUCGAUCGAUCCGAACGAUGUCGAAGAUGUCGGAAACGGUUAGGCCGUCCGAACAGCAGGAUAACGAGUCUAGAGGGAGGCUUCGAGAUGAAAAUAAGUCAGGCGAAUCUGAUAGAGAUACCGACCCAAAGGACCAAACCCAAACGGGUCAAAAUGCGACCGCGAGCAGUAACAACGAACCUCCCCCGACGGAAACGCCAAUCCUCCAACCGCAGGCUUCCUCGGGCUGGUUGGGAUGGUUUAGCAGGCCGUCGGCGCCUGACGUCGUAACACCGAAGGACGAGGCGCUACAAGAUGUGACAUUGAACGACCAAAACAUUGAAGUUGACUCUCCUAAAGAACCGGAGAGUGCACAGCCGAACGCCGCCCAGCCCGAACCUGAACAGGCACCACGAAUGGAGCCCGCGGAGCCUACCAAAUCGACCACCUCUUGGUUUGGGUUUUGGUAUUCAUCUACCGCGCCACCAACCCCCGACGACCCCGCGCAGACAGCCAUCGAAGCACCGUCAGCUCAAGAUCCCACCCCUAAAGAAACACAGGAUGUGGUGAUGGAGGAUGCGCCACCACCGAAGCGGACAGAAACGGGCAAGCCGGCCGCGAGUUCCACCUGGGCUUUUUGGUCUAGGGACACGGGCCAGAAAGACAGCGCAAAGGCGGCGACCGUCCCAGAGCCUGGCGAGCUGGCUAUCAUCGGCGACGGCUCAGAAGCACACCCGAGGCGCUCAACUAGCCUAGAGAUAAACGGAAAUGAUGUGCCUCCGAAGGAGACUUCGGUCAAAGCCCCGAAAGAGACGGCAGUUAAGGCCAAGAGGAGCAAGAGGGUACGGCCGCAGUCCAUGGAUAUAGACGAAGCGUUACCGAGACCAGAGACUCCCCAGUCAGACAUGUCUGCUAAAACUGCGCCUCUCAAGUCGACGACUGUUCCGGGCCCCGGCAGAUCCUCAACCCAGAACCUGCUUCUGCCGUCGUUUCGAAGCACCUAUCGGAUGAAGGACAAUCCGUCGAUAAUCAAGCAAAUCACCCAGCUACUGCUGCGUAUACAACAACCUCCCGGAAACCACGUAUUUCUCGUUAAAGAACCGCCAAGAAUCAAGAAAGCGGUUGCUAUAGGUAUACAUGGUCUUUUCCCGGCUGCGUAUCUACGCCCGAUGAUAGGGCAACCGACGGGAACCUCGAUCCGCUUCGCGAAUCAUUGUGCUGAAGCGAUCCGGAGGUGGGCGGACAGCCAUGGCUGUGGCGACUGCGAAAUCGAAAAGAUCGCUCUCGAGGGGGAGGGCAAGAUUGCGGAUAGAGUCGACAACCUCUGGAAACUACUGUUGAACUGGAUCGACCAUAUUCGUAGGGCUGAUCUCAUCGUUCUAGCCUGCCAUUCUCAGGGCGUCCCUGUCGGUUUGAUGCUGCUCGAAAAGUUGAUAAAUUUGGAAAUUAUCACGCGCUCUAGGGUUGGCGUUUGCGCUAUGGCCGGUGUAUCGCUAGGACCUUUCCCCGACUACAAGUCGGGCAUGGGCAUGUUGAUGGGCACCGCUGCCGAACUUUGGCAAUUCGCGGACCCCGAAAGUGAAAUCUCUAAAAGAUACCAGCAUGCACUCGAGGCUGUUAUUGGAUACGGUGCCCGUGUCACGUACAUUGGCAGUAUCGAUGAUCAGUUGGUUCCAAUGGAGUCGGCGAUCUACUCGCCUGCGUCACAUCCUUACAUCUGCAGGGCAGUAUUCAUUGAUGGGCGUAUCCACGCGCCCGACUUCAUCGCCCACCUCGUUGGGUUCGCGUUGAAACUUCGGAACCUGGGCAUCAGCGACCACGGGCUCAUCCGCGAGCUCUCUGUGCCACUGGCCGGGAGUCUCUAUUCCGGCGAGGGCCAUUCGAGGCUCUACGACGACGAGCAGGUGUACGACUUGGCGAUAUCGCAUGCGCUCGAGACGACCAACGUGUCGGGAGUGCCGUGUCGGGUUCAUAAGCAAGAACGAUUGGCAAACCCCAAUCCCUUCAUGUUGCCGUGGAUCAUGCGCGGGUUGCUGGAGGAGGAGUUUGUUCGGACGGAGUUGUACUCGGAGACGGUCGAGUUGCUGCAACAGUUUGACGAUUGGUCACCGACCACUAAGGCGCUCAAGGAUGUCAAAUAUAGGUUAGAGGCGGUUCGGUCGAAACUAUAGCACCACCAAAAGGGGGGGAGUAUUGUUAUGGCUUAGGAUUAGACGGGAAUUUGGCGACCUGUGGUUUUCUACGGGGCCGGGAUCGGGACCGGGUAAUUGGAUGCAUAUAUUAGGCGUUGCGUGGCCCUGACUUAGCACGAUGUGCAAUCAAUUCUACCUCAUGAGUACACGA
Messenger RNA from Durotheca rogersii, 2855 nucleotides. RefSeq lists its product as uncharacterized. Bases 152 to 2683 code for a protein of 843 amino acids. Lineage: Eukaryota; Fungi; Ascomycota; Sordariomycetes; Xylariales; Xylariaceae. The record is from RefSeq and is a predicted model, not a curated record. The transcript is spliced from 7 exons.